AGGAGGGAGCACGCUUGGCCCAUCAGACACAGACACAGGCGCACGCGCACGCACACACAGGCAGGCGCAUCCGCUCCAAGUCGGCGUGGGUUGCUGCACCCGGGCAGAAGCAACGAGGCCGCAGACAAGUGCGAAGUGAGGGCAGCUUCGCUGGACAGCGUCGUGGAGAGAGGGGGGGGAGAGCGCACGCUGUACUCGCGAGCGGCAAAUGUCCAAUUUACACGCGAGAGUUUCACCAUAGACACUGCGCGGAACAUUUGUCGCGAGCUAAUGAAGACAGCGGUCGCGUUACACGGAGCCAAGGACGAGGACAGCGUCGGUGACGGAGGAGUGACGAGACGCCCCAACCACAGAUGGGGAACUUUAGAAUCAACAGCAUCGCGUUACAUCGGCUCUCAAAGACUUCGUCUCGUGAAGCCGGAGCAUUUUAAUUGAAGCUGCAGGCGCAACAUCUGGCACGAAGCUAUGGCGAGCACGCCGUGGAUAUUCAUCCUCCUGCUCGUCGGCUUCCAGCCGAUGGAGAUUUUGGCGAGCGGCACGGCUGGGGAGGUCAUAAAGACGCCGCCCUCACCGACGCCGCGGCCCCCUGCCAAGCACCUCAACACGCAUCGGAUUUCCAAGAUGCAGUACGAGUGCAACAAGAGGAUGCUGCUGGAGCCGCCCUACACUGGCAUGGGGAAACACUGCAACCGCACGUGGGACGGCUGGCUUUGCUGGGGAGACACCAUGGCAGGGGAUGUUGCCGUGCAGCACUGCCCCGACUACUUCCCCGACUUCGAUCUGCAAGAGAAAGUCACAAAGAUUUGCAACACGGAUGGACAAUGGUUCCGUCACCCCGACAGCAACAGGACUUGGUCCAACUACACGCUGUGCAAUGCAUUCACCGCUGACAAGCUGAAGAUGGCGGUGAACCUGUUCUACCUGGCGGUGACCGGCCACGGAAUCUCCAUCCUCGUGCUCCUCGUCUCCCUCGUCAUAUUCUUCUACUUCAAAAGUCUCAGCUGCCAGAGGAUCACGCUUCACAAGAACCUCUUCAUGUCCUACAUCCUCAACUCCAUCAUCACCAUCAUUCAGCUCACGGCAGUGGCCAACAAUCAGGAGCUGGUGGCCAGCAAGCCGGUCUGGUGCAAAGUGCUGCAGUUCUUCCACCAGUACAUGAUGGGCUGCAACUACUUCUGGAUGCUGUGCGAGGGCAUUUACCUGCACACGCUCAUCGUGGUGGCCGUCUUUGCCGAGAAGCAGCACCUGUUCUGGUACUACCUGCUCGGCUGGGGUUUCCCCAUCGUCCCCGCUCUGAUGCACGCCGUCGCACGCACCAUCUACUACGACGACAACUGCUGGAUCAGCUCUGCCACUCACCUCCUCUACAUCAUCCACGGGCCCGUCGUGGCCGCACUGCUGGUGAACCUAUUCUUCCUGCUGAACAUCGUGCGCGUGCUGGUGACCAAGCUGAAGGUGACGCACCGCGCCGAGACGAGCAUGUACAUGAAGGCGGUGCGCGCCACCCUCAUCCUCGUGCCGCUGCUCGGCAUCCAGUUCGUGCUCGUGCCCUGGAAGCCGGAGCGGUUCGUGGGAGAAAUCUACGACUACAUCAUGCACGUGCUCAUGCACUACCAGGGAUUUCUGGUGGCAACGAUAUUCUGCUUCUGCAACGGCGAGGUGCAAGCGGCGCUGAAGAGGUAUUGGAUCCUGUACAUGCUGCGCAUGGGGCACGAGCGCAGGGAUCAAUACUUUAUGGCAUCCACGUCCUACACGGCCUCCGUCACCGAGCUGCCGUGCCCCAACGGCGGCGAGCACCACGGCAGGAUGACCAGCAGCGAUGCGGCAGCGAACGCUUUCAAAUUGGAGGAGAUGUACACCUAGCGGACGCGAGCGCGGCGGGGUGGGUGGGGAGGUCGAUUCUUCGAGCCGCUCGGCUCCUCUCGUGCGGAAAACGCCGCCGCCGCAGCCGCAGCAGCCGCCGCGCGAGCCGGUGACCUCGCGCGCGUAUCUGGACGCGUGGCCUCUAUCUCUGCUCAGGCGACGCGUGGACAAGUCCGCUUCGGCGCGGUGGACUGGCCGCUGGGCCAGGAAGGGAGAACAACUCGAGGCGUCGAGCGACUUCCGCAGAGCGUUCCCGCUCGAAACUGGGGGGAGGCGGGGACCGGGUGCGUGACGGUGCGCAGAUGUUAUCUCUUCACGGGGCGGCACCCCCCCCCCACAUCCCCGAGGUAGAGGGGGUCAGAACGCUUGCGCUACGGUCGGCUACAUGCGCCGCUUCGUGUCGAGCAGCCCAGAACGGCAGCUCCUGCAGGACCCCCUCGCUGCGAACCAGGCCGGUGGAGGCGACGCAGCAAUCGACUCGGCAAACACCGAAAUGCGUGCGUGCGUUGCAAGUGCUCAAAAGUGAUUGCCGCAAGUCAUAACGAAAUCAACGCACACGCGUUGGCCGGCUGCAGGUGGCGCGUCCCAAAUCUGCCCGGGCCGCGCCGCCCAUCGCUGCCCGCGAGGAACCCCCACACGACGCGAGGUGACCGCACCUGAGUGGGCAAGGAGAGAGGAGUGAAGGUGACCGUGCGUGCGUGCGCGCGGUUGCCGGAGAUGUGCGACAUAAACGGCUGUGGAGGACAUUAUACGCGCCCCAUAAAACUUAAAGCGCAAUCCACAACUCUGCUAAGCACCAGCCUAAUGAUGUAUAGUCUCCGCUUGAACAGCUCCAGACUUCUCGAACGCCCGUGACGUUAUUUUAUCCACGUGGGGCCAUAUUUUUUUUAUAGCGCCACGGCUUUUCAUUUAAAACGUGUCGGUGUGUGUGUGUGUGUGAUUUUUUUUUCUUUUAUAACACUAUGUGUGAACUCGCCAGGUGGAGAUAUUAAAUCCAUUACGAAGCAGAUAGCCGAGGGUGAACACGAACGAGCGUGACUUCCACGCUCCUUAUACCGGCGUUUUUAAGCCCGAGCAGGCUGCAAUGUCUGUGCCGAUGAGACACGUGGUCGUGAAGAGACGGGAUAAUUUACUCAAGCUAAACUAUUUAUUUUUAUUUAAUCAGAUAGGGCCCACUGAGCUGUAGAGCUCUUUUUUCAGAAGCGACCUGGCCACAAAUGAUAGCUCAACGAAGUGGCUUAUCGCGUGGAAAUCUAUAGCAGCCAAAUACUCAGAAGCACAAGCUUCAGUGGCACGUCACUUUGCGUUGAGUACAAAGAAGUCGAUCAUUCGUGAUCAGGGGCUGCAAGCUACGCGACAUCAACGGCUCUGUCCGUGACAACAUCUUGACCGUCGUUUAAGUUAAUCGUCUAGAUAAUGGUUAAUGAGACGCUAAAGUAGCCUCUCCGUGCAAAUAUCCACACCGCUUGUUAUGAAGGGAAUGGAGGGCUUCCGAGAGGAUAUCCUCCCGACACGAUGGCGCGAUAAGAUGAGGUCACGUGCAGGAGCUAGGUGGAUUAUUACAUCACACGACCACCUAAAGGAUGGCGGUGGCUUGGGGAGGCCUCGUCCAGCAGUGAAAUGACCAUGGCUGACGAAUUGUGACGGCUUGUUGAAAUAUAUAUAUACUUGCAGGCUCAUCUAAACACCAAAGGCAGAGCCAACAUGGCACCGUAAAGAUAUUUUUAAGAGCAGCAGUGGCUACAAGCGACGUCUAUCAAAUACCACUUUUCCACUUGCACAUUCGAGCCGUGCUGGUGCCGUGCCAAGCCAGCGUGGCACAGGUCAGGAAGCACUGGUUGCAUUUCUACUGCACGAGCCGAGGCGUGCCUCUUGACGUCACACUAAUCGCACGCGUCAAUAGCCUCGCCCCAGCACGGCUUGGUGCAUGAGCCAUAUUCAGACGUUGUCUUGUGAGGCCAGCGUAGCACGGUUCAGUUCCAGGUCAGCUCGGUAAAAUUCCAGUGGAAAACAACCUGGAACCGUGCUGGGCCCAUCCUGGCAUGGCUCACUUGUACAAGUGGAAAUGGGGUAAAAGUGAAUACUGUCUGUAUUAAACGCAGCGGGCCAGAAUCCAGGUACUCGUUUGAGGCGGGCUCGCCGUGCCGCGGGUUAUUUCGAGUGGUCGUGGUUUCAGUGGAAAGUGCAGUUAACAAAGCGUGUUCUUAAGACCCCAUGUCAUAUCACAUGCGUCACGUAAGUGACAGCGGCACUUAGGCAAACCGGCAUUGACACUCACAACUAGCGUGUGCGGGGUGCAUCGGCCGCAUUGUUAUUUCGUGCCUCUCCGCACGAGUGCUCUGUCAAUAGACGUCAUUGAGAAACGCUCAUUAACCGGUGCAGUGGUUUCGUCCUUCUGUUGUCGUUCUUUAAAUUGUAAAAAAAUAUAUAUAUAAAUCGCAUCUUAUGCCUUAAAAAUUUUAGAAUUAUUUUUACAAAAAAUAUUGUAAGAAAAAUAUUGAAAGGUUUCGAAGAAUUUUGGGGGGGGGGGGAAAUAUUAUAUCAAGAUUCACACGCGUUGCGGUGUUCCUUUGGAUACAAGCAAGCCAACAACAACAUCAAGAGCACACACGCGUUGAACGUGGCACACCCUCCGAGCAGACACAAAGCAACCGAACGGCGCAUUUCCACCUUCAAACUCGUCAGCGAGUCGAAGCGACGCAGCACACAACCUCGUUUACUGGAAAGCGCGUCCGAGGUGCCACGGCACGAAUGACUCCCACCCCACCCCUAACCACCUCCUCCACCGCAAGCACAAAAGCCGCGUCUCUUCCCCCCCUCCUCCUCCCACUCCAGCCCUGUCACCGCGGCUGACCUGUCCGCAAAAGAGCUGCAGUUCAGCCCGGCACCCGACGAUUUAAAAAAAAGAACCCUUCCUGUGCUCUGGGUGGAUGCAUAACAAUGCCUGAUGGGUGUGUGGGUGGUGGUGGUAGUGGGGUUACUCACCACACUAAUGGCCGGUGCUGGUUGGUGAAUGGCUCAGCGCAGCAAUGGAUAUUGUUGCGUUUGUGCUCUGCUGCAGCUGCCUUCCAACCCCCGGUGUGCUAGUCUCACGACACACGCAUUGCAUGGUGCGUGUGAGAAUCCAUUUGGUACGAUUCGUGCAAAUUGCAUGCUAAUGCUGCAUUCAGGAUAAUGGUGUGAAAUAAAAAAAACACAUAUACGUAUAAAACCGAACAAGAAACAAUCUAAAUGAGCGGGCAAAAAAUGUUGACAAAAAUACAUUCUUGAAUGGAGACCUCAAAUCGCUGGGAGGGUGAAUGACAGCUGGUGAGCUCUGGCUCGAAGUUUCUUUCCAUUUUCGCUUUGAAACCUUUGCCCCACUUUCUAAGUGUACGCGAUUUCCAGAUUAGGCCCUUUCGCGGCACUCAUUUUGUUUUCUUCCCCUUGUGAACGCUCCAUAGACUCGCUCACUCGGCAGGGCUCGCAGUGUUGUAAUCUCAAGCACAUCCGGUAAUUUCAAGAGAUUUACCGACAACAGCGACGCUAAAUGUGCGUGGUGCGAAUGCUUGAAAGGGGGACGGGGGGGAUUACUCCUUUCAAAUGAAGGAGGCUCUUCUGCCGUGCGUACGGAGUGAUAUAUGAACGCGCCGUAAAAUCGUGUAAACUGUUUCUCUGAAACGGUACUCCGGAUUUGGGAGACGACGUUUUUGGAGCGUUUCUGGACCGCGUGGUUGUCUGGGCGAAACGGAGAAGUGACGACGUCACCACAUGCCCGCUCACGUUCGAUGCGCUCCCACCAACGCGACGUGGGUGGACGACUUGAUUUUGAAACUCUCAACAUUGGUACGUCUACCGUAUGGACUUGUGGUCGAUUUACACAAACGUCUCGAUGCGCCGCUAGACAAAAAAACGUAUGGCAAGAUCUGCUUAGACGUUACGGGAAUGAAUUAGUAAAUCCCACUGUUCCAACAUUUCAUUGUUUUUAUUUUAGUUUUGGUAUUUUUUUACCCUAAAUUUCCCUUCCCUGGAAAAACAGAGACGGCUACUCAUACGGUGCAGAAACUACUCACGAGACGGGAGCAUUCAUCACAACUGUCCUCAGAGCGAAAAACGCAUUUCUUAGAACUCAUUAACUCUGCGAGUAAUGGCUUUCUUAAGUGACCAUUACGUAUUACAUUUUAAGCGAUAACAGAAAAAAACACAAAACAUAUUAUAACAUUGCGCCAAAUUAAAUAAACACGUAACUUUUUCAACUGAGUGGCUGCAUGUGCGAGCCAGGUCCUUGUUGUGUGCGCAGCAAGUGUUGUUGUCAAGAGCUGCAGGAAGACAAUUUCAUUCCCCUUUGUGCGAGUGUCAUAUCGCCCAGGGGCUCGGCGGAAGGUUGCGAGUUCAAAUCCUGAAUGGAGGUUGAGACAGCUCAUCAUCCCUGCAGUGUUUGAUAAUAAUAAUUAAAAAAAGAGUACAAUUUUGCAGGGAGCGAGUCCUAUGGGUAGACUUUCCCCUGCCAUAGGAAUGUUGAAUUUCCACUGUUGACUCCGGACUUGUAAACGGUCAUUUGAACAGGAAGUCACUUUGAUUUGACCUGGGAUAUUUAUGAGCAGGACACCGGAAAAAAGCACGCAUGGGAUGCUUGGUGAAGGCUGCAAUACUGAAAAUUAUCGUUUGCAAUCGCUACGGAGGGUUCCUUCCUGGACUCGGAGCGCUUGCUGGACUCAGAGAUGUAUCUACACUAGACGUGGCCCGGGGUUCGUUUUGCCAAUGUGUGUGCAGAACCGUACUGUAAAGUAUUGACGCAGUAAUGUAUUUUCCUGAUAAACGUCCGUGCAGUGAAUUCAAAACACGCGUAUUUUUGUUUGCAUAUCAAGGAUAAUUAUUGCGAUGAAUAUUUUCAAUUAAAUAUCUGUCGGCGAUGAAACUCAUGAAAUAUGCAUCGCCCGUGUGUGUGUACAUUCCUGCUGAACAAAUAAAGGCUCUCAUCCCCGUG
Molecule: messenger RNA, 6829 nt
Organism: Lethenteron reissneri (Far Eastern brook lamprey)
Lineage: Eukaryota; Metazoa; Chordata; Hyperoartia; Petromyzontiformes; Petromyzontidae
Product: calcitonin gene-related peptide type 1 receptor-like
Biological process (GO): cell surface receptor signaling pathway; adenylate cyclase-activating G protein-coupled receptor signaling pathway
Cellular component (GO): plasma membrane
Molecular function (GO): calcitonin receptor activity
Source: RefSeq, a predicted model, not a curated record